Phycomyces blakesleeanus NRRL 1555(-) is the source of this 462-nucleotide messenger RNA. RefSeq lists its product as hypothetical. NCBI's taxonomy places the organism in Eukaryota, Fungi, Mucoromycota, Mucoromycetes, Mucorales, Phycomycetaceae. The transcript has a single exon. Bases 1 to 462 code for a protein of 153 amino acids. The record is from RefSeq and is a predicted model, not a curated record.
AUGUCCGAUAUUCAAUACGCUCGAUCAACUGCUCUGUUUGCCAAUGGAAUAUUCGCUGGAUUUAGCCUUUGUAUGAAAGCGGCCUGCCUACCAUCUGCAAAAGCGUCGCUAAACCCCACAACUGCAUUCCGCACGCUCUACAAAAACGGAACACCAAUAGGAGCUUUGGUAAUCCUCGUAUCAAGUGCAGCCAACUUCUACAUUUAUUAUAGAACUCGCGAGUCUCGUUCGCUAUACCUUGGCCUACUUUCGUUUGCCAGUCUCCCCUAUACAUUUCUUGUGAUGAAUCCACUGAAUAAAAGGCUUUUUGCUCUCGACGCAACCAUUUCUAAAGAGAGCAACCCAGAGAUAUCUCUCCACAAGAAAGAAGCUUUAGGUAUUCUCACCAAAUGGAACAAACUCCAGUUGUUUAAAGUAGUUACGAGUGUAUCAGCCUUUUUUAUCAGUGUAAUAAACAUUUGA